Molecule: messenger RNA, 2190 nt
Organism: Dromiciops gliroides (monito del monte)
Lineage: Eukaryota; Metazoa; Chordata; Mammalia; Microbiotheria; Microbiotheriidae
Product: disintegrin and metalloproteinase domain-containing protein 30-like
Exons: 1
Coding region: 1-2190 (729 amino acids)
Biological process (GO): proteolysis
Molecular function (GO): metalloendopeptidase activity
Source: RefSeq, a predicted model, not a curated record
AUGAGGGCGGCUGUAACAGGGGCUGCUCCUUUCCUAUGCGGCCCCCUCCUAGUGCUCGGGCUAGGUGCGCUCCUGGCCCCCGCCAACUGCCUCGACAUGUCCCUCCAACGUCCCCCAGUGUCGGCUGAGCUAGUGAUCCCCAAGGAAAUAAGCCCUCCGCUGUGGACCUCAAAGAUGUCCGGGCAGGUCUCUUACAGCCUGCACAUCACAGGCAAGAAGCACAUCGUGCACUUGUUGCCCAAGAAAAUGCUGCUACCACGGCAUCUUCCCGUGUUCACCCACGCAGCCAAGGGUGUCCUGCAGGAGGAUCCCUUCUUCCGGAAUGACUGCUACUACUACGGCUACAUGGAAGGGAUCCCCAAGUCCUCGGCUGCCCUCAGUACCUGCUUGGGUGGGCUCUGGGGGAUGCUUCAGGUAAACGAGAAAUACUAUCAAAUCCAGCCUGAUCCGGCUUCCUCCACCUUUGAGCACCAUCUCUAUCCAAUGACAAAUACGGGCGCUUCUAACCUGACCCGUGCUUUAGCCAGAGAGGAGAUAGAAGAGGACUUUUUCCAGGCUCAGGAGACCGCACCGUCCAGGCGCACAGCCACUUAUGAUGUCCAUUUGCACAGGCAGUAUGUGGAGAUGGGAGUUGUGGUGGGCAAGGUGGGGCACAAACCCCAGGACAGCAAUGUAACAGUGAUGCUGCAGGAUAUGCUGUUCACACUCAACCUGGUGGACACGCUUUUUAUGCAGAUCCAGGCGCAUGCCUCUCUGUCCUCGCUGGAAUUCUGGACCAGUCCUAGCCCCAUGGAUAUCAUCAAGAAGCUGCAAAGUGUUCUUCAUUAUUCUGCCAAACAGGAAAAUAGGAGUCCUGGGGAGCAGCAGCUUUGCGAUCUAGUGCAGCUCUUCCAGCAGCAUAGUUUCUACCCCAUCUUUGGAAUAGACGCCAGGACCGCAAAAUGCAACCCUUAUCCAGGUUUGGCUAUUAAGGCUAACUUUGGAGUCCACCUGCUCAUUUUCUCUGUCCUUGUUUCUUGUGAAAUGAGGGAUGACUUAGGCAAGCCUGGUGAUGAGGGAAACUUGCAGAGUCAAAGGAAACCCUGCCUCAUAGGCAACAGGGCCCCAACUUCUGGUUCCUUCAAAAGCAGCUGCACUUUUGAUGGUCAUAUGGCUUCAGUAGGCAGUGAGGCCAGCUGUCUCAGUGGCACCUCUGAGGAGAGGAUGGAAAAGCAGAAAUGUGGAAACAAAGUCAUGGAGGAAGGAGAAGAAUGUGACUGUGGCUCUGACACAGAAUGCAUAAAAAAUCCCUGUUGCCAACAAGGCUGUACUCUUUCCAAAGGUGCCGAAUGUAGCUCUGGACUUUGCUGUAAAGAUUGUAAGAUUCUUCCAGCUGGAAGGGUCUGUCGAAUUCAGGCUAAUGAGUGUGACCUCCCAGAGUUCUGCAAUGGGACUUCAGGGUUUUGCCCAGACGACAUAUACAAACAAGAUGGUACACCUUGUAGUGGGAAAGGAUAUUGUUACAAGAAGCAGUGCGGGAGUCACCUUCGUCAGUGUCAGGCUCUCUUUGGGCCACAAGCUGAGAGUGCUCCCCCACAAUGUUAUAAGGAAGUGAAUAGUCGAGGUGACCGCUUUGGUAACUGUGGACCUGGGCAAAUUUCCUAUUUCAAAGGCUGUAAAACCCAGAAUAUCUUGUGUGGAAGGCUGCAAUGUGUCAAUAUUGACAUCAUUCCUCAGGUACCUCACUAUUACACCCUGAUUCAGACUUAUUUAAAAGAACCACUUGAAAAGGAAGGUGUCUUGUGCUGGGGAACAGCUUUUAACAAGACUGCAGAGAAUAAAGGUUUGACUGAUCUUGGAGCUGUGGAAGAUGGCAGUUCCUGUGGGGAAAACAUGAUGUGUGUUAACAAGACCUGCCUCAACAUCUCCAGCCGUCAGGAAUGUGUCCCAGAACAGUGCAACUAUAGAGGUGUGUGCAACAGCAGAGGGAACUGCCACUGUGAUUUUGGUUGGGCUCCUCCUUUCUGUCAGGAUCCUGGCUAUGGAGGAAGCAUUGAUAGUGGACCAAUGGGGGAUCUUGGGAUUGAGACCAACACAAGUUUUCUAUCCUGGAGGACCUAUUUAAUUCGUGGUAGCAUUUGCUCAAGCUUUGUAAUGCUUAAGUGGGCUGUCAUAAUGCUAUAUAAAAAGAGAAAGUGGAAAAAACCUUAG